GAAGAAUGGCUGACGCAUGCAAAAGGCCCACUUUGAUUUGCUUGUUUAUAACAUUGCUAGCGCUCCUAAGCAUUAUAUUUCCUUGCAUGAACUCUGUGGAUAAAUUCCUAAAAAUAAUAAAUCCAAAAGAACGUUCUUGAGGGAUUAAAAUAAAUAUAACUGGAGUUUCGGGCACAGAUGAUAGGUAGCUAUUGAGCUAUUGAAAGAUAUAAAGAAUGUUUAAGAAAGUGAAAAAGAAACCACUAAGGGAGCGGAAGGCCUCAUCAGAGAGUGACGAAGCACCCCAAUCAGAUGAAGAGGAGUUAUCCUUAGCUGAGAAGCUGGAGGAAGCUCGGGAGCUCCAGAAGCUACGUAAGAAGGCUAGUGGCAUUGACAUUGAAACACUUGCCAAAGGAGAUGUUAAGAAGGACGUGAAAAAGAAGAAUGACCCAUUCAAGAAGACAACUGGUGGAAUGGUGGACCUGGCUGCCGUCAAAAAGGGGGCCGCCGAUGACACGGACGACGCGUAUGACACUGGUAUCGGCACCUCCUUCUCGGCGGAAACCAACAAACGAGACGAGGAUGCCGAAAUGCAGAAGUACAUCGAGACGGAGCUGCAGAAGCGGCGCGGUGUUCAGGAGAACGAGGACGACCAGCAGAACUCGUACCUGACGCCCGAACAGGCGGCGCUCAUGGCUGUGCCGGAACACCUAAGGAAGAGCUCCAACAAAAAGUCGGAGGAGAUGCUCUCCAAUCAGAUGCUCAGCGGUAUCCCGGAGAUCGACCUCGGCAUAGACGCCAAGCUGAAGAACAUUGAGGCGACGGAGGCGGCAAAGAUGAAGCUGCUGCAGGACCAGAUGAACAAAAAGUCGGGUCCCUCCCAGUUCGUACCGACCAACAUGGCUGUCAACUUCGUGCAACACAACAGAUUCAGCAUCAAGGAGCCGCUGCGGCCGAAGCGCGCCGAGCAGCGUCCCGAGCCCAAGAAGCCCGUGCUGGUGGUCGGCGGAGUCCGCGAGGACGACGACGAGACAGAGAGAAAGCGCAAACACGGACAGGCCAGCGACGACCUGCUCUUCAACAAGUUCAAAAAACAGUUCCGGCGGUGACCUCCGGCGGUGGCGCGGUAUGGCUGCCGGCGGAUGGGUGGGUGAUGCUGGACGGCGGAAUGGGUGACUUGGAUGGUGGAAUGAGUGGUGCCUUGGAUGGUGCAGUGACUUGGAAUGGAAAAUAGGUGAUGAACGGCGUGGUCUCUUGAGUCUAGGGAGAGCCUUCUUCGCGCUGUGUUGGGAGUAUUUGUGCGUGUUUGCUCGCAGUUAUGUGUCAGUACGUCUGGUGUGCGGCUUGUGCUGGCAUCAGUAUCCUUGUGAACGGUUGUGUUUGGAUACGACGCCAUGUACAGUUUUCAGUGUUAAGUGACUCGUGUAUCGCUCUUCGCCUCGUUGUUGGUCAGCAUUUAGCGACGUGCACCCUUUCCGUCACGCUCUCGAAAAGAGCCUUCGUCUUAUCGGAACAUAAUCGAUUGCUGCGCGAACGAUUUCCACUUUUCAUCCCAUAAUUCCGCAGUUCCUCAGAAUUCUCCAUCCCAUCAUCGACCUGCUUUAACCAGCAGUUGUGUGUGUAACACAAUACAGCUAAUGACUGGCACAA
This is a messenger RNA of Amphibalanus amphitrite, 1629 nucleotides long. Its product is annotated as telomere length and silencing protein 1 homolog. Bases 216 to 1088 code for a protein of 290 amino acids. NCBI's taxonomy places the organism in Eukaryota, Metazoa, Arthropoda, Thecostraca, Balanomorpha, Balanidae. The record is from RefSeq and is a predicted model, not a curated record. Gene Ontology annotation, biological process: mRNA splicing, via spliceosome. Gene Ontology annotation, cellular component: spliceosomal complex. The transcript has 7 exons.